Boleophthalmus pectinirostris (great blue-spotted mudskipper) is the source of this 3602-nucleotide messenger RNA. Its product is annotated as transmembrane protein 164. The record is from RefSeq and is a predicted model, not a curated record. Bases 2213 to 2680 code for a protein of 155 amino acids. Lineage: Eukaryota; Metazoa; Chordata; Actinopteri; Gobiiformes; Gobiidae. The transcript is spliced from 6 exons.
UCAGCCCUACAUAUCUCUCCAAAAUAUCGCUUAUCGGCAUCUCUGAAUUCUCAACAAGUGGUAUUAACAUUUCAAUUUGUACUACCAGUACUACUUAGUACUUACUGUAUUAAACUACCAUUAGGUUGAGUGAAGCAGGUGGACUGUAGAUCACAUUUUCAGUCAUUUCUGAUUAUCAAAGCUUGAGUCUUUUUAAUUGAGAGGUCUACAGCAAAUAAAAGCAUGUGAUUUGGAGGAAGUGUUGCAUAUGUUUCUGUUAAAUGGCAAUGAUUAAAAGUCUGUAUUUAUGUUCAAGAAAUUUAUAUUGAAAGCCAAUUUUAAAGUAUUUUGACCAGACAAAUCAAAAUUUGUGAUUGAUAAAUACGAUGGAAAAAAUUCAGAUUCUGUAGACUUUACAUUUAUUAUUUUUCCAACAUACAGUAAGCCUGUUAGGUUUGUUUUCAGCAGAAUUGUUUACCCUAUACACUACAGCAAAAAAGACACCAACUAGACAGGUUGAGCAUUAGUGAUAAGUUUACAAUUGCUGUUCUGAGAACUUCUGUUGAGUCAACUGAUUUAGAAGUGUGGGUUUGAUACUGUUAUUUACAUUGUAGUAGUACAUUUUCUAAAAAGGAAGUACUUGGCAACAGAGUGUUUUGCAAUAAUGUUUUAAAAAUUGUGUAUGCCUGUGUUGUAGACAGGAGGGUGAAGCAAAUUUGCCUUCUUGCAAAAAUGAAAAACUGCUGAGGAAAUCCUGGUGACAGACAGUGCGGUCACAAAGUUAAAGUCCACACUCAGUGCUAAUUAAACUGAAGGUUAGCACCAAACUGAAGGUUAUUUUCUUUGCAAGUUCAGCAAAACUUUGUACAAAAUAACUCAAAUUACAAAAUGGUGAAAUUAUAAAACAUUAGCUAGAUGGUCUUAUUUCACUGUGACAAAUACUGAGUAGAUUGAUAAAGAUCUUAUACACUGGGUUUGCCUGACUUGCUGUUCCAGUAUUUGCUAAACACAAAGUGUGGCAUAGAGUUGUAUUACUAAAACAAUGUAGAAACUUAAAUGUCUUGCUUUGUAUUGACACACACAACCCAUUUCCUUGUCCAAUACCUGUACGGUUACAUGUUUCUUAAAAGUGACUUGUUGUUGCAAAGUUAGUGCAUUCAAAGUGCAACUUGAAACCUAAGGAUGUUGAUCAUACUGACCAACAACAGGAAAUAUAUCAAUUACAUUAAAAAUACAACUUACUUUGCUAAAGUUUGAAUACCCAAAUACAGGUGUCCAUGUAUAUUUUCCUCUAACAUCAUCAAAACAGUUUUAAGUUUGGUUUGCUAGUACAGACCAUUAAAGUUGUGAGUGCACUACAGGAGAUCUGACAGCACAUCUAUCCAUGAAAUGAGAGCCAGGGCCAGUGGGUAGUUGUACAACAACUCCCCAGUAAAUUGCUUUUCAGUAAUUCUGCACCCAGCCUUUGCCUCCCAGGUAAGUACAGUAUUUGAGCAGUGCACGGACACAUGCGAUGUCACAUUACAAGCUACAUCCCAAAGAGCCAUUAGGCUCCGAGCUCAUAAUAUUAUCUCCAUACUAGAGAUUUCAGCACAAGCUUUAAAGAUGCACUAUGUAACUUUUUGGUUGGGGGUUGGGGGUUGGCAAAGAAAAUUGCUUUGCCUUGAAUAUUCCACAGUAUGAUAUUAAACAGUUUUACCUUAUAUUUAUUCAAUUACAGGUGGUUUUGUAACUCAAAAAUACGUAGAAAAACAGGCAUUCUGACUGUGAGUAGGGUUGCCUCUCCACAGAUCUGACCUGCAACCUAUUCUGGUUUGUCUCCAUAAAAAAAGAAAGAUUUAAGGAAUAACAUCUCCAUGGAGAAAAGCAUUUGACGGGCCCUCCACCAGAAAAGUUACACAAUGGACCUUUAAACCGGGUUGUUUGUUGUGAAGAGAUGAAAGUGCAGAUGCUUUUUCCCAGGUGUUGUGGCUCAGUUUGUCAAAGUCAGACUUGAAUCCAUGGACAUGUUGAACAGGAUCUCACUCUUUCUGCAUUCACAGGCUGCUCUGAUUGUGUGACAGUCCUCCUGGGUCCUGUCUUAACUCUGAAGCCUUUUCCUGAUGUGAUUCUUUGAACUAUAAGCCUGUUAGGAAGCACUUUACAGUUGCCCGCAGGCUGCUUCCUUGUACAAGACUGCGCUACAUUAUCAUAAAACAUUUUCCUUCUGGCCUGUCCACCAUGUAAAACUGCAAUGAUUGUCUUCAGGCUGCAGGUUCACAUGUUGAAUGGAGCUUUACUGGCCCUUAUGUUCCCUGUAGUAAACACGAGACUGCUGCCGUUUGAGAAAGAGAUUUAUUACAUCCAACACUCCAUGCUGUACCUGGUGCCGCUGUACCUGUUCCGAAAAGGAGGUGUGUACAAGCCCGAGCCCCUGGGGGACAUGUGGUGGGCUUUGCUCUCCACUGGCAUCCUCUUCCUCUACCACUUUGUCUUCCUGCAGCUCCUCGGCCUGGUCACUGAGGUAAACCUGAACAACAUGCUGUGCCCAGCUGUGUCCGACCCCUUCUAUGGACCCUGGUAUCGGAUUUGGGCAACGGGACACCAGACCCUGCUGACCCUAAUUCAUGGGAAGGUUGUGACCUUUCUCUCUCAGCAUUUAGGCUCUGUCUCCAGAUACAUGCUGGACACUGUGCGGUUGCGGGGCAAGAAAAUCGACUAAGUGCCCAAGCGUUUGUGGAUGAGGGGAUUUUAAGUUAUGCUUAUGACAAUACUUUUUUUUUGCCAUUUGUGGGAAGUUUGUUGCAAGUUUGCAUCACUGUUUGUGUUGGUGGCUUGCAUAAAAGCUUGCAUGCACAUUAUAGGAAUUAUAAGGCAGACUGCUAAUUUUUUUAAGCCUCGUUUUAAGCAUUUCCUGAGAGUCUCAAAACUUGUUAUUGUAAAUGUGAGUAAUGGGACAGGAGCAAUACUGUUCUGCUGAUGUUACACUUUGUUUAUAUGUUAUAGAAGCUUAAGCUGCCAUUUCAAUUGUUUCAAAUGUAUGCUAAUGUGAGCCAUCAUAUGUCUGUUUGCUAACUGCACACAGAUCUUUAAUCCAUGGUUAAAAUAGCUUUUUUCAAUGUAUGUUCACGUUUAAUGUGGCCAUGACUGAAAGUAUAUUUUCAUUGUGUCCCUAUAUUCCACUGUGCAUGUGUACACAGAGGCAUUGUGGCAUCUUUCAUUCAGAUCAUUCCAGUUACAAUAUUCAGGGGACGUUGUGUAUGAAGAGAUCCCAUAUUGUGAAAGGAUCUAAAAUGGGAAUUUAAUGUCUCUGACCAGACAGCUGUUUGUGUGUUGGAAUAAAUGUUCUGUGUUGUUUGCCUGUAUCAAACACCUAAUCUAAAUAUGUUUGUGUAUUUCAGACACUUGAAUUAUUAUUACAGGGUAUCCCAAAUCCACUCCACUUGUGCAACAGAAGUUAACCGUGACAUUUACAUGAAGUCACAUUUAUUAACUACUCAUUAGGUAUUAUAAGCAAAAUACUCCAAAGUAUAACUGUACUUCACAUAGGUCUGAAUGUCUAUAACUGUAGCAAAUAUUGCACUGUAAAGAAGGGAUGUUUUCUAUGUGUGCUGUAUUCACCAUUAAAGUGUCUCAUUUGGUCA